AUGGGAUCUCACAAAGGCUAUUUUGCACCGUCAUCGAGAACUGAAGAGGUUGUGCUGCUUCUUCUUAUCAGUGAGGUGCUUUCUACGAGAGAAGUUGUGUUAAGUCGAAGUGCCGACGUGUCAUCGUCACGGCAUCAGUCGAUUCGAAGUGCGAAAUCGGUGUAUAAUCUGCUCACGUUGGUGUUGUCAACGCUUCGUCAGUACCAUUUAUUGUCUACGAUCUAUGAGAGAGCUAUGAAAUUUGUCAACCAGGACGAGUUCUUAUGGCAACAAUUUGCUCUUUCUCUGGUAUGUCGGGGUCGAUGGCUGCGAGCUGUUCGGGUACUGGAACAGUGCAUCGCUGCAGAAAGAAAAGAUUCGAACCAUUCUGGAGGGGAACUGGAACCAGUUUCAUCAAACACCGCCAUGCACCACAUGCAAGCUGCUGUUCUGCAUAUGGAACAUCUUGGUCAGAAUGACGCCGCUAUCAACCAUGCCAUGGCCGCGGUGGCGCUGUGUUCUGAGGGUCCGUUGUCCUAUCUGAAAGGAAGGGCUCAACUGUUGAGAAAAGCUCAGCGGAGCCAUGCUUCGAGAAUCGACGGCGACUGCUCGGUAAAGCGUUGGCAAUGUUCGAGAACUUCCGAGAUUUGGAAGCAGCUCGUGAACGUUGUGCCUAGGUCUCUAGAAUUAAACGCAGAGCAGCCGGCUGCUAUAAUGCUGUUAGCUCUUAUUUUCACCGCUGAAGCUGACCUUAAGGGUGCACUCGAACUAGUGGUAAAUGCAUUGAAAGAUUUUCCGACACACUACGGUCUUCUAGUUCUCCGAUUGCAUAUUGAAACUAAAUUUGGUCGAAUCGACGAGUCUCUGGGUACUUGUUCUUAUUUGCUGGAUUUUUGGCGAAAACGAGACUGCUGCAUUGAAGAUGAACGAGUGCAGCUCACUCUUAAUGUUGCUGAUGGUCAGAGUAUGCUGAAAGAUGCGCCCAGUGUGAAAGCAGGCACUCCAUCAAUCGGGCGGGAGUUAUCGUCUUCGACGCCACUGUUUGCGACUCCGCUUGGUAUCGGCAUCACCGCAGACAGUGGUGUACCAGCCUCUGAAGUUGGAGGCCAAUCAGCCUCCAGUGAAGGCGGUGGAGUUGCUGGGAGUGCAUCGUCAGCAUUAUGGACGCGUUUUCGAGCCCAGGCUAACAUGUGGAUGGCGUUAGCGGAGUUGUUCUUGGCGGAAGGUCGUCUCAAUGAUGUUGCGCCGUGUGUAGAGCAGGCUGCCAUUCUGUUUCCACAUGCACAUCAGGCUUUGUACCUCAAGGGUCGGUUAUUCGCAGCAAAAGCUGAGAAGGCGCCAGAUGAGGCAACAGCAGCAAAGUUCCGAGCAGAAUCAAAUGGAACUGGUACGUGUGGAUCCAUUGAACUGUCAAUGGUGGCAAGAGUUGGGCUGUUGUUUGAUGCGUCGGGAAAGCGUGGAUCGAGCUAUGGAAUGUUUCUCAGCUGCUUCACAGCUCGAUCGAUCUACACCGCUUAUCGCCUUUGCUUCAAUCCCACUCGUCUUUCCAUC
This is a messenger RNA of Ostertagia ostertagi, 1530 nucleotides long. Lineage: Eukaryota; Metazoa; Nematoda; Chromadorea; Rhabditida; Trichostrongylidae. The record is from the annotation of a GenBank genome assembly.